Messenger RNA from Paramacrobiotus metropolitanus, 5208 nucleotides. Its product is annotated as RIMS-binding protein 2-like. Gene Ontology annotation, biological process: neuromuscular synaptic transmission. Lineage: Eukaryota; Metazoa; Tardigrada; Eutardigrada; Parachela; Macrobiotidae. Gene Ontology annotation, molecular function: protein binding. The record is from RefSeq and is a predicted model, not a curated record. Bases 424 to 4866 code for a protein of 1480 amino acids. The transcript is spliced from 16 exons.
GAUGUCAUGGUUUGAUUCCGCGCCACUCCGCGUCAAACUUCCGUAACCGCAUUUUGUGAUACCUGUAUUUUAGCUGUAUAUAAUUAUUAAUCAUACUUUGGUUGGAUUUCCUUUAUCUAAUGCAUGUUUGUGCAAAGAGCAACAUUGUUUAUCGUGAAAUUUGGUGGUGGCCACUUGAUAUGCUUUUGCAACAGUGCAAAUUAGGUGCUCGAUCACAUUUUCAAAUGCAAUAUGAGUAUUUCAUUGUAUUUGUAUUUUGUAGCAUUUUGUAGGAACCCAAAAUUGUACAUGUUGGUUGGCUGUAGACACAGAUGACCUAGGUACCGGCUUGAUGGUUGUUUCAGUUCAUAUUAGUUAAAGAAUCAUAAUUAAGCGUUUAAAAGCAAUAACAUUAUUAUUAUGAUAAUAUAACGCGGUGGCAGCAUGCUGAAGUUAAUAAUGAGCGAUUUGAAACCGCUCGGAAACGAUAUGUUGGAUGGGAAAUCGAGAGUCGACAACGCUUUUAAGCAACAAGUGACCAGUCGGGAAAACAGUGCACGGAGUGGGACCGUAUGUUCGCUUACAAGUGCCUGUGCUGAGGACUGUGGAGCGUCCACCAUGAAGCUUUGCUUUUCUGUCCUUUCAGAGAUUUCAAAACAUCCGGAGCAGUCGCAAAUUUGGCACAACGAGAAUAUUUAUUGGAAAUCCGAGUACUUCAGACUUUUCAACGAGAAAAGGGAAUUGGAAAAGGAAGCCGACGAACUACGGGAAUAUCUGCGCGAAUUCCGAGAAGCUUCCAAGGAAUUAAAGGGCAUCAAGGAGUCAGUUUGCAGUUUAAAGAUAGAAUGUCAGAUUGUCCAAAGUGCACGUGAUGAAUAUUAUGCUAAAUCCGGCAACCUGGAUUCCUUAGUGAAGUCUCUUCGAGAAGCCGCUGAAAGGCGGAAAGACCUGGAAUUAGAGCACCAGGAAGCACAAAACCAGCUUCGCGAAAAGCAGGAUGAGAUCAAACAACUCCACAAGAAUGAAGUAGCCGGACGACGCAAACAUCAAGAAGUAAUCGAAGCGCUCGAGUCUAAGUUACGAGAAGUGGAAAAGAAAUGCGAGCUGCAAAAGGUCCGCUACGAAGAGCUGAGCGUGGAGAUGGAAUCCGUGCAACGGCAGGCGUCGCGUUCGCGCUCGUUAGCCAGUGUGACAACAGCGGAAGUGCAGACCUCUCCCGAAUCGGGCACGUCCACACCCGACUCGGCCCUGAGCAGUAUCGGCACCAACACCGGCACUGCCACCGUCGCCACCGGCUCGCGAAUGGUCAACGGCGAGACGCCAUCUACCACCCAGCGGCAGGCGGUGGUCAACUGCAAACCGCGUUUCGGACACCAGAAGAGCGAUUCCGGACUUGUAGGAUCCAGUCUGGACGAAUCCGUCUCCUCCCGGAAGGACUACUCGAGCUCAUCAAAGUAUGUAGCGAAAAGAUCGGCGCGCAAUUUAAUCCAUCAUCCGCUAUCCGCGACGGUUGACCGCGCCGUGGACACGGUGCCUUCCGCCGGUGACCUAUCCGGGAGACUGUCCGUCUUUGUGACGCGAUUCGCAUAUAUUCCGGCUAAGCACUCCCCCAACGAUAUCCAUGAUCAGGAGCUGGAACUGAAAAAGGGUGAAUUUGUGAUAGUUUUUGGUGAUAUGGACGAAGAUGGUUAUUACGAAGCGGAGACGUUGGAUGGUCGGCACGGUCUCGUGCCCAGCAAUUAUGUGGAGCGCCUGCCGCCGGAAGAGCUGGUAGAUUUUCAUGCCAGCUAUCCUAAUAACCCGGCUAUAGCAUCCGCUACAACCGGUAUGGGACCGCCUAUUAUUACCGGUGCCAAUCUCCAAGGGGUAAACUUUACUACCGCCCAUGCUCAUGUUUCUGCAACGCCCGGACGGAUAAGGUUUCGAGAGGAAGAAAGUAUAAUACCAUCUGAUUCCGUGCCAGCCCCGGUAAUGGGCAACAAUACCACCCGCCCAUCGAGCCUGAGUCAGAGCGCUCACCAUCCCGCGUCUGUUUUACGUGACCCGUCCAACCGUGGUCAGGAAGACAUCUCGGUGGCGCCGCCGGUUAAUCUGGUGCUGGAGAAGCAGAUGCACAAAAGUAUUAUGAUCGGCUGGUCACCGGCGAUGAUUCCGAUCAACAGGCCGCCGCCUAGUAGCGGCGCCAUAGACGCCUACAAUGUAUAUGUCGACGGGCAUCUACGCUGCACCGUGGGGGCCAAUGAACGUUGUCGUGCCUUAAUCGAGGGAGUGGACCUGUCGUCCUGUCAUCGCGUUAGCGUACGGUCGAAGACCACAACCGGAAGGGAAUCCAUGGAUAGUUUAUGCACCAUCCUGGUCGGAAAAGACUGUCCGGUAAUGCCGACACAAUUGCGCAUUACCAACAUAACCUCCAAUUCGGCCACGGUAUCCUGGUUUCCGGCCAAUAGCAAUUAUCAGCACAGUAUUUUCGUCAACGAGCAGGAGUACGCCAUUGUACCGGCAUCCAGCCACCGCUUCACCAUUCCCGAUCUGACGGCCUCCACCAUGUACCGGGUGCGAGUGGUGCCCAUUGUACCGAAAUCCACGCUGGACUACUCCAGUUAUCUGCAAGCCUGUGCUCAAGUGGAAUUCAAGACGCUCCCGGACAAUGUGCCCGAUCCACCGAGCACACUGCAAUUGGAAAGUGGGCCGCAGGACGGCACUCUGCUGCUCACGUGGACACCGGUGACCGCGCAGCGGAACUGUGAUGUUGUUGGUUAUGCCAUUUACGCUGACGGCCAAAAGGUUAAACAGAUCGACAGCCCCACAGGCGAUCACGCACUGUUGGACAUCACCCGUCUGCAGCCGCCGGUUCCACGCAGUUUUACCGUUCGUACGGUCUCCUCAAAAAGUUUAUCGCGCGAUUCCCCCUACCUGAACGUCACCGAAGACGUGUUACUGGGACGCGUAAAAGCCGUUGCUCAAGCCCAAAGCGAACAGCCUUACUCACAACCUCAGACCACGCAACUACAAUCCACCGCACUCCCGCUCAUUCCGGCCUCUCUCAACCCCUCCCCAGGCGGCCAUCCGCCCCGCAUGCCAUCCAAUCGCCAGACAACAGUGACCUUUUCCGACUUUCCUUCCCGCACGGCUCCAUUUCCCGGUAAUUCACCCGGCAUGUUUCCACCACAGGGUCCGUCGCCGGAUGUUUUCGCCGUUGCACCAGAACGAGAAGAACUAUCUGAUAUUAUGGAGGAAGUGGAAGAGGAAGCGAUGAUGGAGCGAAUGCAUCGCAUGGGACCAUUUGGUGCACAAUUCGGCCGGCCGAAUAUGCCGCCCCGGGGAGGACUGCGCAGCCCACUGAUGAAUCGACCUGGUGGCCGAAGAGAACCGCCUUUGCCGGAAUCUGACAUGAUGAUGUCAAGCCCAGGAGGACCACCGCUCCCUCCUCCCCAAUUCGGCUUCGCUCGAUCCUUCCAAGGCAUGAACAUGGGACCGCCGCCCGGCCAGCCACCGUUCUUCCCGCCCGGUCGGUUUCGUGACCGGCCGCUGGGCCCCGACGGAAUGCGCCGCCAAAACCGUCGCGAUGACUACUUUCCAGCGCCGUACGAAGACGACUACUUCCUCCGUCGAGGACCCGACCGAGACCGCGACCGCGAUCCUCGUCUCCCACGUGAACCCUACGGUGCCAUGCAGAUCCGCACGUCUUCCUUGCCACAGAUCGAAAUCACCAAGGACGAUUCUUUCGAGAGUAUGGACUCCCGACAUCGGGCCUUCUCCGAUCGGGAAGAAGAACGGCCGCGUCGCAGCCUACGCAGCCGGUACAACAGUCCACCGGGCAUGGAAGAAGGCGGUUCGUUCCACCGGCAAUCAGCGCGUCAACGCAGCCAAUCCCGCGAUAGGAAACGCGACAGGUACGAUCAGGGCGCUCUGAGGCAAGACGAGUAUGAAGAGGAAGCGGCCAGGCGGAGAGGUGAAGACAUGCGGAGGGAUUUACCGAGGGAUGGAUAUCGCGAUGAAAGGUCAACGGGAUUAAAUGAGCCCUUAGAUAGACGGAGAGGAGAUGGACGCACGGGAGGAACACUGGAGCGCAACGCAAGAAUGGUACGAGUGUUCCGAGCAAAUUUCGACUACGAUGCGUCCAUGUCACCGAAUGUCGAUGCCGACAGUGAGGAACUGUCGUUCAAGCAAGGACAACUCCUAAAGAUCUACGGGGACAAAGAUUCUGAUGGAUUCUACAAAGGUGACAUACAAGGACGGCAAGGACUGGUUCCGUGCAAUCUUGUCUCGGAAGUCACAGACGAAGCCACGGUUCGGCGCAUUCUUGGCAACAGCGGAACAUCCACAUUAGAACGCACUCGCUCCAAUCCUGGAAAGGAAACGAAGCAGCCUGGACAGGCGACCGUGCAGUUCCGCCAAAAAAACACGAACCAGCCGGCGGAUCGUACGGCCAAAGGGCCUGUACGAAGGAUGGUAGCGAUGUACGACUACGACAGCAAAUCGGCUUCCCCCAAUGUUGACGAUGAGAUGGAAUUAUCCUUUAAGAAAGGUGACACAAUUUACGUGAGCGGUGAAAUGGACGAAGACGGGUUCUUCGAAGGUGAACUGAAUGGAAAGCGCGGCUUGGUGCCAUCGAACUUCCUGCGCGAUGCAUCCGGUGCCAAUCCCCCUCCCGGGAUGGCUGGUGCCCGUCCUCCCCCCAACCCCUCCGGACCCUCCUCCACGAACCAAGCCCGCUCCAAUAAGCCCCCACCGGUCAUUCGGGAGCCCCAUGAUAUGGCCCAGUCACCCCGCACUGCCCAGUCGAUGACGGCUCAGUCUCGCGCGCCUCCGCCGGGCGCUUCCAGUCUGCGGCCUAAUCCCGACAUGCACGGCCAGUCCUCUGGUCAUCUCAAUCCCAACAGAUAGCGACACACGCUGGUUGAUACAUUUGGACGUUGCAGUGCAUUUACACAUACCCAAAACACGGUGCAGAUCGAGUGGAUCGCAGCGGAUCGAUUCAGGUCCGAAGGAUGUCUGCUACAGCGCAUGACCUUAUCUGCGAUAAGUUGUGUUUCAGUCGGCGUAUCGGUCCGUCUAAGAGUUGGUUGUUUCCAGUGUUGAUAAGCAAAAUUCUCAAAUUUUUUACCAUUUGAUGUCCUGAUUGGUGCAUUAACCCGGUGUUCUGUUCCCUUGUGGUCCUUGUUGUGAGAAAAUCAGGAGCAAAGAAUUUUCCAGUAAUUUUAUCAAUAAUCCACGUCUUGGUGCGCA